AAUUUAAUACAUUAAUUAAUAAUAUGUCUUUAUGUACGUGUCUUUUGUGAAACUGUCGUUUAUAGAUAUAAGUUAGCUGGUGGUAAAUAUCCACAAUGGCCUGUCAGGGUCAGAUAAACCUCACUUUAACGUCUUUACCAUCAGCUAUGGCGUAUCGUUAGUGUCACUGGAGGCUGUGAGGCUCAAAUCUCAGUGUGUUGAUAGUUUGAGGCGGUUGUCAGGAGGAAAUCCACUAUCGGUGUGUCAAAACACAUUUUAUACUUGCUUGGGCCAAAAGCAAGUUUAUUCGUCGCGUUUGGAGAGCACAUUCAUCAUGGCUAAGCUUCAGUCGGGGAACGGAGUGCAGUGGAAGGACAGCAGGAGUCCGCGGGGCACGCCGGAGAAUCUGGCCGAGCACGAGAGCUCUUCUCUGGGCUCAGACUCCGAGCUCAACGGGUUCGCCAACACGGAGACCCAGACCGACAGAUAUGGCUUCAUAGGAGGAGCUCAACAGAGCGCAGGAGAAAAUGAUGAUAUUCCUCCAGACGUGCUCCGGCAGAGAGAAGCCAAAUGGCUGGAUAUGCUGAACAGCUGGGACAAGUGGAUGGCCAAAAAACACAAGAAGGUGAAGUUGCGUUGUCAGAAGGGCAUCCCUCCAUCACUCAGAGGUCGUGCUUGGCUUUAUCUUUCUGGAGGCAAAGUGAAGAGAGAACAGAAUCUGGGCAAAUUUCAGGAGUUGGACAGUCAGCCAGGAGAUCCUAAAUGGCUGGACGUGAUAGAAAAAGACCUCCACAGACAGUUUCCCUUCCACGAGAUGUUUGUAGCUCGAGGAGGCCACGGGCAGCAGGAUCUGUUCCGGGUGUUGAAGGCAUACACACUGCACAGACCGGAGGAGGGUUACUGUCAGGCGCAGGCCCCUAUAGCCGCAGUGCUGCUCAUGCACAUGCCUGCUGAGGAUGCAUUCUGGGGUCUGGUCCAGAUCUGUGAGAAGUAUCUGCCCGGAUACUACAGCGCAGGCCUGGAGGCCAUCCAGUUAGACGGCGAGAUCCUGUUCGCUCUGCUCAAGCGCGUGUCCCCGGUGGCCCACCGGCAUCUGAAGAAACACAAGAUUGACCCUAUCCUCUACAUGACAGAGUGGUUCAUGUGUGCCUUCUCUAGAACGCUGCCCUGGGCCUCUGUGCUGCGCGUGUGGGACAUGUUCUUCUGUGAGGGAGUGAAGAUCAUCUUCCGCGUGGGUCUGGUGCUCCUGAAGUGCAUGCUGGGAUCUCAAGAGAAACUGAAGGCGUGUCAGGGCCAGUAUGAGACCAUGGAGCUGCUCAGAUCUAUUGAGCCACGAUACAUGCACGAGGUUUUCCUAGUACAAGAGGUCAUUGAAUUGACCGUGUCUGAGCGAGACAUAGAGAAGGAGCACCUCUCUCAGCUCCGGCGCUGGAAGGAGACCCACGGAGAGCUGCACUGUAAAUCCCCACCCAGAAUGCACGGCGCCAAAGCCAUCAUGGCCGCCGAGCCGCCCAGUCGCCAGGAGCUCAAACAAAAGCCCACAAUCAUCGUCGAGGCACCGCAGACCACCGAGAGCCAGGCGGACAAAGGGAAAAAAGCCAAGAAGAGCAAAACGGAGAAGAAUAAAGACACCAUUAACACCUCGCCUCCCCUUAAUCCGUACCCGUUACCCAGAGACCCAGCACUGCAGAGCGGCAACCUCUCGCAGCUCCUGCAGAAAGACACACUCCUGCAGAGCUCCAGUCAGAGUCUGAGCAGCGCAGAGCACGACACGUACCUGUAAACCUGUUCACUGUGCUAAAACAUCUGGCAUCAGUCCGCUCCUGCCUCCCCACUCUCAGGAUUUCCCAUCAGAGGGGAGUUCACAUGACCAAGCUAUACUUGUGGGAGUCACAGUCACGUAGGAGAAGUUAUUACAGAGGAUGCCACUUUACAUCAUGAGCUUUAAAGUGUGUUUACUGGAUUAUAUGUAUAUGUGCAUGUUUGGAAAUGAAAUGAAGGAUAGCCAAAAGCAACUCUCAGAUCUCUAAAUGAAGCGUUUAUGAGCUGCGCUGGAUGCAGAUGUUCUCAUGCGGUUUAAACUAGUUAUGGUUCCUGUACAGAAGACACACUGUAGUGGGAUGCAAGUACAUUUCCUCCAUCUUCCUCAGGAGAUUACAUCUGUCUGUUUUUGUUCUUGAAUAGUUAUGCCUAAAUGAAAGAUUUUUGUAUUUGAAUUGCUUAUAAAAUGUUCAUCCUUACACAGUUUAAACAUAAAUGAACGAAUACAUUUAAUAUGACGCAGAUUUGUCAGUCAUACAUGAAACGGGUCAGAUUUCUGUAAUAGUACUAAUAAGCUAAACGUUUUGAAUGCACAAUAACCUGGUUUAUAUAUUUAUCAUCAAUCAAUCCAGUUUGUUACAUUCAUGUUAACUGAUUGAAUAUUACUUGUUCAUACUUUUUAACUGAAUAAAUGUAAUUAUUUUCACGAUUUAUGCUCAUUAUAAGCAAUUUGGAUGAAUAUG
This is a messenger RNA of Rhinichthys klamathensis goyatoka, 2483 nucleotides long. RefSeq names its product TBC1 domain family, member 10Ab (gene tbc1d10ab). The transcript is spliced from 9 exons. Bases 314 to 1762 code for a protein of 482 amino acids. The record is from RefSeq and is a predicted model, not a curated record. Lineage: Eukaryota; Metazoa; Chordata; Actinopteri; Cypriniformes; Leuciscidae.